AUGGUGUUAAUGAUUGCGGGUUCGAGUGACGGGGAUAGAGGACGUAGGACACCGUAUGGGAUUGUUGUGAGCGUGGGGGCCAUUAUGUUGGCAAGAAGGUACCAGGGGACAAGAGAACACAAAGAUGAUGAAAAUGCUGAGUGGAAAUUGGAUGUUUAUAGUGGUAUUCACAACCACAACUUAUUUGAAAACUUGCACGGACACUCUUAUGCUGGAAGAUUAUCAAAGGAGCAGGUUUCCUUUGUUCACACUAUGAAGAAAGCAAUGGUGAAACCAAGGGCAAUUCUAAGAGCAUUGAAGGAAAAGGACCCGUCUAAUUUGAAAGAAGAUGAAUACCUCUCGUACCAUAGAUCGAACGAGUUGAAUGCGAUUACUGACUUGUUGUGGAUCCACCCCAAAUGCAUUAAGUUGGCACAGUCGUAUCCGUACGUAUUCGUCAUCGAUUGCACGUACAAGACCAAUCGUUACGGACUCCCAUUUCUUGAGAUUGUGGGUUUUACUUGUACCAACAAGACGUUCUCAAUUGCCUUUGCAUACUUGGAUCACGAAAAGACGGAAAAUUUCGAAUGGGCGUUGCGUUGUUUGAAGGAGGCCAUGACCAGUUGUCCUCGGCCUAAUUGCAUUGUAACAGAUCGAGAUUUGGGUUUAAUGAAAGCAGUGGCCAAUGUGUAUCCAUCGAGUCAUCACUUGCUGUGUCGGUGGCAUGUGAACAAGAAUAUAGUGGCCAAUUGUAAGAAAUUGUUCACAAAGGACAUCACCAAAUGGAAGCAAUUUCAGUCGGUUUUUUCGGCUCUUAUUGAAAGAAAUACCAUAGAGAAGUUCAAUGAGGAUUGGGAGUCAAUGAAAAGAACAUUUAUCGGUUAUUCUCAGGCUAUAGCAUAUGUAGCUAAUUCAUGGUUGGAUCCGUACAAGGAGAGACUUGUAUCGGUGUGGACAAAUAAGUGUACUCAUUUUGGAACGUACACUUCUAAUAGGGUGGAGGGGGCACACGGACGAAUGAAAAGGGAUGUGCAUAAUUCAACUGGCACAUUUGUGGAUUUGUAUACGAAAGUCCACAACCAAAUUGUCGAACAACACAAUGAUAUCAAAGCUUCCUUUGAAGUAAGUAAAAAUACUUACGAGCACACAUUCAAAACGUUGAUAUACAAUGAGCUUCGUGGAAGUAUCUCAAAAUACGCUCUGCAACUACUCAAAGUUGAGGUGGACAAUGCGAAACUAUUGCAACCGAGCGAUAUGGGUUGUAGUUGCGCCAUCCGAACAACUCUCGGUCUACCACGUUGCCAUGAACUUCAUGAGUAUGUUGUUGUGAACAAAUGUCCUAUCCCACUUGAGUUAAUAGGCUCGUAUUGGAAACACAUGAGCAUGGAGCCCGUCGCGACCACAGACCAAGUCAUCCUACCAACCAUCGACGAAGAAUUAUCGGAAUACCAGAAGCUCUUUGAAUGUGCCGAUCUCAAUGCAAAAACUCAAUUGCGCAACCAUUUGAGACAUUUUACCCACCCAGAGAAGACUAACCUUACGGAGCCAAGUGAAAAAGUUGUCAGCAAAGGUCGACCGGCAAAAAAUAGGAAAGACAAAUCAAGCACUCGGGACAAAUCACAUUUUGAGUAUGUGGAGCCAAAGAAAAAAAAAUCGAAGCAAGCUAGUUGUUCUCCAAAGCUUAUACCUGUACUGAUGAGAUUACGAGGGCACUCGAAUGAUUCUAUUAACACUAUACCAACUCAAGAGUCAGGAAAAAACACUAUACCGACGCAAGAGUCGUUCAAACCAUUAUUUGAAGAUGCAGAUGUGGGAUUGCCACCAGGUUUGAUCGGCAAGAAUAAGUACAUUGACACGAUCCAUCCACGAUUUCGUAUGCACGUUCGAGGAAUCAUCAAUGUCGGUUCAGAUGGACACUGUGGAUUUCGGGCAGUUGCCUCUAUGAUGGGAUUUGGAGAACAUGAAUGGGGUCGAUGUCUCACGUUCCUUCCUCUAUCGAGCGAUCCAAAGCUUUUCAGCGAGAGACAAGAGCACGGAAUGGCAUUCGUCGACAACUGUCACUUCGUGCAUGUUGUCUUGAACAACAAUUGUCCAAUACCUCCUAUCGCCGAUUAUUGGUACCGAUGUCAUGAUCCUAAAGCAGAUGGUUGGAAGCCUGCAGAAAUGGAUGGUCGGAUUACAGCAUUCCGAGAACUAAUAGGUCAAAAUGUUGCCACGCGAGAGAGUUUCGAGAUUAUUACUAUAUCAGACAAUGGUGAUAGUUCUCCGAACAAAACUAUGUAA
Erythranthe guttata (spotted monkey flower) is the source of this 2262-nucleotide messenger RNA. The record is from RefSeq and is a predicted model, not a curated record. Lineage: Eukaryota; Viridiplantae; Streptophyta; Magnoliopsida; Lamiales; Phrymaceae.